Molecule: messenger RNA, 2635 nt
Organism: Drosophila rhopaloa
Lineage: Eukaryota; Metazoa; Arthropoda; Insecta; Diptera; Drosophilidae
Gene: MsR2
Product: sex peptide receptor
Biological process (GO): G protein-coupled receptor signaling pathway
Cellular component (GO): membrane
Molecular function (GO): G protein-coupled peptide receptor activity
Source: RefSeq, a predicted model, not a curated record
GCACGUGUCUCGGAAAUUUCCCGGUUAACGAAAUUCUCGCCAAACGUCGGAAAAUAUGUGCUUCUUGAUGAAAAAUCAUAAUUACUUUCGGUUGAAUGCGGUGCAGUGAAUAUUCCCCAAAAUAUCGGUUUUAAUCGUUUUCAAAAUUGUGUAACAUUUUCGCCACGCAGCUUGCAUAUUUAAUUAUUGGAAUUUCCGAAAAAAGGGAAUUUUAAUGAGUCGAGCGAGGAGCAGCGUGGGGCAGUGAGUUGGCAGCCGGACACCGCGGUCAAUCAAACGGAGUCCUCUGCCAGGACUUUCCACCAACACCGACUACCAUCCGACCAUCUGACCACCUCAUCAUUGAAAGCAUGGUCACGAACAUGUCGCAGCCGCAUUAUUGCGGCACCGGCAUCGAUGAUUUUCACACAAACUACAAAUACUUCCACGGUUACUUCUCGCUGAUUGUGUGUAUCCUGGGAACCAUUGCGAAUACCUUAAACAUCAUUGUGCUGACGCGAAGGGAGAUGCGAUCCCCCACGAAUGCCAUAUUGACUGGUUUGGCGGUGGCCGAUCUGGCUGUGAUGCUGGAGUACAUACCCUACACGGUGCACGACUACAUCCUGAGUGCCCGAUUGCCGCGGGAGGAGCAGCUGAGCUACAGCUGGGCCUGCUUCAUCAAGUUCCACUCGGUGUUUCCCCAAGUGCUGCACACCAUCUCCAUUUGGCUGACAGUGACCCUCGCUGUUUGGCGCUACAUAGCCGUCAGUUAUCCGCAGAGGAAUCGGAUCUGGUGUGGAAUGCGGACUACCCUGAUUACCAUAGCCACAUCUUAUGUGGUCUGCGUCCUGGUGGUGUCACCUUGGCUCUACUUGGUCACGGCCAUUGCCAAGUUCCUGGAAACCUUGGAUGCCCAUGGCAAGACGAUCGGUUCCGUGCCCCUGAGUCAGUACAUCCUGGACUACAAUCGCGAGGAGGAUGUGACCAUGCAGGUGAUGUCCAGCACUACGCCAGAUAUUUCUUGGGCGAUACCAAGUGGUUCGGGGAAUGGAACGGCAGUUAGUUUACUUGGCCUGACCACAGUGAUACCUCUUACAACUUUAAGUACGAGCAUAACCACUUCCUCGGCGGUGGGUGAGCGAAAUGUGACUGUCUACAAGUUGUAUCACAGUGCAUUGGCGCUGCACGAUCGCCAGUUCAGGAAUGCCACCUUCCUGAUAUACAGUGUGCUGAUCAAGUUGAUACCCUGCUUUGCACUGACCAUAUUAUCCGUGCGACUGAUUGGCGCACUUUUGGAGGCCAAGAGAAGGCGGAAAAUCCUGGCCUGUCAUGCGGCCAGCGAUAUGCAGCCUAUUGUCAAUGGCAAAGUGGUGACCCCAACGCAACCCAAGAGUUGCAAGUUGCUGGAGAAGGAGAAGCAGACGGAUCGCACCACCAGGAUGCUGUUGGCUGUCCUGCUGCUCUUCCUGGUCACUGAGUUUCCGCAGGGCAUUAUGGGCCUGCUGAAUGUCCUACUCGGCGAUGCCUUCUUCUUGCAGUGCUACCUAAAACUGAGUGACCUUAUGGACAUCUUGGCGCUUAUUAAUUCGAGCAUUAACUUCAUCCUGUACUGCUCGAUGAGUCGCCAGUUCCGGAGCACGUUCGCGCUGCUCUUCCGGCCUCGUUGGCUGGACAAGUGGCUACCCCUUUCGCAGCACGACGGCGAUGGGCAGGGUGGGGGAAGCGGCGGGUUGGGCGGCUAUGGGAGGCAGCGACUGCUCCACACGGAUGCCGUUAGCAAGAGCAUGGCCAUCGAUCUCGGGCUGACGACCCAAGUGACAAAUGUGUAGCACGAGAGCAGCGGCCGGGCUGUUGGCGGAGCAACUGCGUCGAUGGCACUGGCAGCGACUGAAGUUGAUGGAUGUCCCGAUGUCAUCCAUGCAGCCGCUCCCAACGACAUCAGCCUGGUGGAGAAGCUGGGCCAGAAGGAGGGCACAAUACCCAGGCCACAUCGCAGACGGCGCAGUGGGAGUGGCAGCAAGUGCAUCUGGCCCACCACGGAUUGGCUGAGAAAGCUGCGGAACCAAAAGGCUAGGGAUACUGAUAAGUCCCCCGAUCAGGAUAUAGAACUAAGCAAGACCCCCAUCAACAGACGCAGCAGUGUCCUUCUAAUGGUCCUCCUCAGCAGCUCCGAUGAGGUCAAGGCCAAGGCUGUCUUGGUCAGUGAGCAGCCGCCGAGUCCUGCGGACGAGGAUGUGGAAGACGCAAUCGACGCCCUCUGGCUGUGAGACCUCCUCACAUCCCCAUUUUCAGCCCUGUAAAUUAUCCAACUACCCACUAAUAUUUAACUACGUUGUACAGACCAAUUAAUGCAACAAAUUGUUCAUCGCUGUUUCCAAUAUUUUCCCGCCAGCGUUGUCCACGUAAAUCGAGAGCCCCUUUUGCCGAGGCUUCGCUCUGCUGGAAAAUAAUGGGUAUUACUUAACAAUAAGGAUCACCUGGAAGCAGCCUUGAACAUUUUGUAACCCCUCUUGAUAAGUGAUAUACUUGAUUAAGUUUCAACUUCACCUAGUUGUUUAAGUGCUAAGCGCAUCUUCAGAUACCAAAUAAAAUGAAUUAGGUCUAGUCUAACUAUUAUUUAAGAGCUAUUUAUAAAACAUUUCUGUUGGUAAGAGAU